GACAUCUCCUGUAAGAUUUAACCCCUCAGUGGUUUUUGUCAACCAUUAAUCUCAUGUACAGGAGGAGCUCAUGGCUUAAACUAGGAAAAUAAAAUGAGGAUUGUAUAAAAGGGGGAAUUUUACUUAAAAUUGUGAAAGUUAUUACUUAUAUCACCUUCAUCCAAACUCAUAUCAAGUUAUAGUAUGUGUGAAAGCUACAAUAUCCCAGAAGAACAUGUAUGAGUACGUGCUUCUAGAAUAAGGAUAUUCUGCCGUCCACUCUUCAUAAGAGGUUAUACUCAGUAACACAAGCUUUUGAGCAUCAAAUCUCCCAUUGAGUAAAGUGGCCAAACUAGCUGGGCUGGGUGCAAAGUGGGAGGCGACCGGGCAGCAUCAGGAUGGGCUGAGCUUCACCUUGUGUCAAAAGAGAGGAGCGCAGAGAGGAGAGCCAGGUGAAGAUGUGAGAACAGAGUGAGAGGGAGGAGACGCAGGAGAUGAAAGAGUGAGAGAAUUGCCCUCAACCAACUCGAGUCAACGUCUUUAAUGAGAGUUUGUGAAACGUUUCUGCGACAAUCAUGGCUACCACCUGGAGAUUUGCACUGUUUCUGUGCGUGAUGCUGCUGGGGUCCGGAGGCCCGAGCCUGGCCAGUGAGGAGCCAGGGACCACGGCACCCAGCGGUGGUCACGGGGUCGUCCCAAGCUCAGGUCCGGCCCCUGGUCAUGGAGACACUGGUGAUGGUCACGGCGGGGAGCCCAUCACCACCCUGCCAAUUGUGACCUGGAAGUGGCACCAUGUCUCCACCCCGUACAUGGUGGCUCUGUGGAUCCUGGUCAGCUGGCUCUGCAAAAUCAGUGAGUUCCACCGAGUCCGGUUCCAUGAAGAGCUGAUGGGUCCUGACACAAAACAAGGCCAGGACUGUGACUAAUAUUUUUGAUAUUGAUUAAUCUGGUUAAAUUAAAGAAAAUAGUGACAAAUGUUAAUUUAAACUUUCCCUCAG
Pleuronectes platessa (European plaice) is the source of this 977-nucleotide messenger RNA. RefSeq names its product sodium/hydrogen exchanger 3. Lineage: Eukaryota; Metazoa; Chordata; Actinopteri; Pleuronectiformes; Pleuronectidae. The coding region runs from base 555 to 905 and encodes 116 amino acids. The record is from RefSeq and is a predicted model, not a curated record. The transcript has a single exon.